Messenger RNA from Bombina bombina (fire-bellied toad), 2754 nucleotides. It is a transcript of the gene MIMS1, whose product is annotated as family with sequence similarity 210 member A. Gene Ontology annotation, cellular component: mitochondrion. Lineage: Eukaryota; Metazoa; Chordata; Amphibia; Anura; Bombinatoridae. The record is from RefSeq and is a predicted model, not a curated record. The coding region runs from base 320 to 1114 and encodes 264 amino acids. The transcript has 5 exons.
GAUGGAAUCUAGCUGCUACCUUGUAUGGAGUGGGAGGAUCUGAGCAAGGAGAGGCUGUGGGGGUUCUGACUGAUCCGAUCCCAUGUUUCUGAGAUCAUUUAUCCGCAGCACACCUUGUUACAAGCAUUUUAAUGGAAACAGUACUACAACUUGGCAUUCCCGUAAAGGUCGUUGUUUGAUUGCCUUCCAUCUGUUGCUAUACUCGUAUUAACAGUAUGUUGAGCCAGACCUCAGAAAUUUUGUGACAUUAUCAGAAGGCUUUAGCCUUGUAAUUGGUCGUCAAGCUGUCUUGGUCUUUCCUGCUCUGAAAAGGUUUAUCAUGAGAAUGUACCUGUUGAAAACAUUUGUUCUGCGGUCAAAUGCAACUUCUGCCUUACGUGAAAGUAGGACAAUAAAAUGGCAUCCUUUCUCACCAAGGUAUGGAUGCCAGGCAGUAGUGUUACAGAGACAAGGGAAUCAUUGGAUUCAUUCACCCCCUGGACAAGAUAUUUCACAAGAAAAAAAGGCACCUUACAAUCCAACCCCAAAAGAGGACGCACAGCAGAGUCAAGACAAAAGUCAUCUAAGUACUGUGGAAACCCCAGAUGCUGUGGAUGCUGAUCCACUGCAAGACAAAUCAAUUGGCCUGUUUCAAAGGUUUAAAAAGACUUUUAAACAGUAUGGAAAAGUUCUGAUUCCAGUUCAUCUAGUGACGUCCAGCAUCUGGUUUGGGUCUUUUUACUAUGCUGCCAUCAAAGGUGUAAAUGUGGUUCCUUUUCUGGAGUUUAUCGGUUUGCCUGAAGUGAUAGUGAACAUUCUGAAGAAUUCCCAGAGUGGUAAUGCACUUACAGCCUAUGCAUUGUACAAGAUUGCAACUCCUGCCAGAUAUACAGUAACAUUAGGAGGCACGUCCAUUAGUGUUAAAUAUCUCCGAAAGUAUGGCUAUCUGACUACCCCUCCUCUGGUAAAAGAUUAUUUGCAAGACAGAAUGGAGGAGACAAAAGGACUCUUCACAGAGAAAAUGGAAGAAACCAGAGACAUUAUAAGUGGAAAAAUGGAAGAAACAAAGGACAGAAUAUCUGAAAAACUGCAAGAAACCAAAGAUAAAGUUUCUUUUAGGAAGAAAAAGGAAUAAGACCAGGAAUGGAAAAAUCUUCUAAAUAGAUUUGUAAUUGAAAAUAUUACCAUGCAGUAAUUGUAUUUAAUUUGACAGGAAGACAGAAAUCUGUAGAGCACCUUCACCUUUGGCCUUGCAUAUACAGUAUAUAUGUACUCUCUUGUUUUGUGCCCAAAAAGUAUUCCUACAAAACACAACUGUUUCUAAAGAUCUAAAGCAGAAAAAAACAUAAUACCUUUGUACACGUGAUCAUGUACUAAUGUCUGAGUCCAUUAAAUUCACUGUAGCCUAACAUUAAGCAGCUGUAGGAUUCGUCAUAAACACAGGCUAUCCCAAUUGGUUGGUAGCCAAGAAGAAUAUAAAUACAAUAUCUUCUUGAGAGAUGUAUGAUUAUCAUACAUAUUUUACUCUUGAUUAGGAGUUAAAAUUGCUACAGAAAAAAACCUUUUGAUUGAAUUAUUAUUGUAAGUGAGAAUUGCUGGCAUUGUAAAAAGAAAAUGUUAAGUCCCAUAACUAGUGAAACAGAAGGUACUUUUUCUUUAAGUUUUAUUUAUGGUAGGAUUUAUUGCUUUAGACACUCUUCCACUACUAGCAAAAUCCCCAUCUUGUUAUUUUGUUGAGUAGCUGGUUAUAACUUGCGCAGGCCAUGCAGUUCUCUCUUCUUGUGAGUGCAUUAUAUACAGAUAUAAAAAAUUCAAUAGAAAACAAAUGGCACAAACAUUAAUUAAAUGUUCUUUUUUUUCGUUGACAACUUAUGUCAAAACCUAAGAUUUAUAUAACCUUGAUUUGAAAAAACAUAAUUGAUUACCUUAUGUUUACAUGAAGCAACACCGCUAUAAUCCUAACAAUACAGAGCAGCUUUAUGCAGUGCAGUUAUCGACUUUAUUGCUUACUAAAACAGAUCAGAAUAUCAUUUAGAAUAUUAAGAACAUAUUUAAACAAAAAUAAUAUGAUUGGCAAAUUUAAAAAUCUAUAUAGUGCAAGGUUAUCGCCCUAAAACUUUGUUUACUUGCCAUUAUAGACACACCUGUACCUGAUACAUUUUUGCACUGAUAUUAUUUUUAAAGUACACAUGCCUGUGGUUAAAUAUUCUGACUCAAUAUGCCUUGUUCUGUGGUAAAAUGCAAACAAUUUUGUUAAUUUUUAUCUGUGUUCAUAUUCUGUUUAUAUUAAAUUCAAGUAAUACUUUAGUUACCUGCAUUUUUAUUUAUUGAUAUAAUUUGUAUAACUGUUUACAAACGAUUGCCGUUUAUAUGUAAGAAGACAAAUAAUCUUGGGUUGGAACAUCCUGCCAGAUAUCUAAAAUUAUGGAACAGAUUGUGGUACAAGUAUGUUUAUUUUUGGAGGGUUCAAUCUCUGUUAAUUCUACUUUAUGGAGUUUGUAUUUUGUUUGCUAAACAUGAUUAAGUAGAUAAUAAUGCAUACUAAAGCUUUGAAUGGAACAACUGUUUUUAAGCUUUUUUUUUUUUUUUAAUUAUUAUUAUUCAUUUUAUAAACCACAAAUUAAUUUUAGCUUAUUAUAGAUAGUAUCAAUACACACCAGUGCAAUGUGUCAAAUUUGUUAUACUUCAACGAAUCAUGCCUAAAGAAAUGAGGAUUGUAAAGUAGAUAUUUUUAAUGUAUUCUAGAAAUAAAUAAAAAUAAUGUUUUCAUUUGAA